AUGUUGAACCAGGCAGACAUGUUGACCAGGCUGUUAGCAGACAUGUUGAACCAGGCAGACAUGUUGAACCAGGCUGUUAGCAGACAUGUUGAACCAGGCAGACAUGUUGAACCAGGCUGUGGAAUAUUUGACGGCAGUUCCGUCCAGGCACUGACCGCCUUCCGUCACGAGGUCCAGAUGUUCAACAGGGAACACAGCAGCUUCCAGCGGAUGCGGAAUGAGACGGUUGUCUUGGACGUGACGGACAGCUUCGCCGUGAGUAACGCCUUGUGUCAGCAUUUAUCCAAGGGCGUCCUGGCAAUUGUGGGCGUGUCCAGAGCCUCAUCCCUGGCCACCAUCCAGUCCUACACGGACACAUUUAACGUGCCUUACCUGACCGUCAGCCUCGCCCACAACAGCUCCAACAGGGGCGCUUACCAGAUCUACAUGAAGCCCCUGUCUGUCCACGCCGUGGUCGACGUCAUCGUGUAUUACAAGUGGAAGAAGGUCACCAUCUUUUACGAUGAUGAUGAAGGCCUGGCCCGCGUGGAGCAGCUGUACCAGGUCGCCAACAGGUACCUAACUGUGAUUCUAGACGCCAAGCGCGUCAUGGGCGUGGACGACUGCCACCGGAUGAUAGGCGAGCAGCACCUACAGGAUAAGGACGUGGAGCUACGGAUCUUGCUGGACAUGCGGACCGACAAGGCGGAGAAGACCAUCUUAAGCGUGAUGCAGGACUCCUCAGUGAAUAAGGGGAAGCUACACUUCCUUGUAGGAGAUUUUAGCAUGCUAGAGAUGAACCUGAGCCACUUUAAAAUUGGAGGUGUCAACAUCACAGGCUUCCAACUUGUGGACGCCAACAACUCGACUGCUGAUAUUUUUCUGUCCAAAUGGUCAAAUCUGGACCCUCUAGCCUGGCCUGGGGCGGGGAGCAGGAAUAUCAAUUACGAGGCUGCGUUGGCUGCCGACUCUGUCCGGCUGUUUAGACGAGCGCUGGCCUCACUGCUAAAGAGGGAGCCAAACUUCCUACACAGGUCUCACCAGAACCAACACGAGAGGCCGCUCAGGUGCACUGAUGACUCGGAGGUUCGCACCGUGUACGGCGACGUUCUGCUGGAGGAAAUGAAGAGGACCAGGUUUGAAGGUAUCACUGGUCACGUCGCCUUCAAUGACCUGGGACAGCGCAAGGACUUUGUUUUAGACGUCUACAACAUAGCCAUGACAAGAGGCACAGCCAAGAUUGGCUACUGGAGUGAGCGUGACCGCAGGCUGCACGUGCAGACGCCUCGUCUGGUGAGGGACCACGAGAGUAAUGACGUCAACAGGACGCGCAUCGUCACGACUAUUUUGAAAGACCCGUAUGUUAUGAGGAUCAAACGACCACCAGAUGGAGCUCCACUGACCCAAGUUGAACUACUGGAAGGCUUCUGUAUAGACCUAACCAAGGCUAUUGCUAAAGAGGUUGGAUUCGACUACCGGAUCGAGCUAGUCAAGGACAACCGUUACGGCGCUCUACACUCAAAUAAUGGGACGUGGGAUGGGAUGGUUGGGGAGCUCAUCAGACACGAAGCGGACAUGGCCAUAGCACCGUUCACGAUCACGGCCGAUCGGUCGCGUGUGAUCGAUUUCACCAAACCGUUCAUGAGUAUGGGCAUCUCGAUCAUGAUCAAAAGACCCACGCCCCCGGGCAAACAUUUCUUCUCCUUCAUGGAGCCGCUGUCGUCAGAGAUCUGGAUGUGUAUCGUCUUCGCUUACAUUGGUGUCAGUGUGGUGCUCUUUCUGGUCAGUAGGUUCAGUCAAAACGAAGGACUAAUCAUAGAGAAGCCCUCACAUCUUCUCAACGAGUUCACCAUUUCCAACUCACUCUGGUUCUCACUGGGCGCGUUCAUGCAGCAAGGAUGUGAUAUCGCCCCUAAGUCCCUGUCAGGAAGAAUAGUGGGGUCCGUCUGGUGGUUCUUCACCCUCAUCGUCAUCUCCUCCUACACCGCCAACCUGGCCGCCUUCCUCACAGUCGAACGGAUGUUGACGCCCAUCGAAUCCGCAGAGGACCUGGCCAAACAGACGGAAAUACAGUACGGAACGCUGGAUUCUGGGAGUACCCAAUCGUUCUUCAAGAACUCCCAGUACCAAACCUACCAGCGUAUGUGGGCGUACAUGACGUCAGCCACUCCGUCAGUUUUUGUGACCAACCAUGAAGAAGGCAUCAGACGGGUCCGGUCGUCCAACGGCAAGUUUGCCUACCUCACCGAGUCGGCAACCAUUGACUACAUCAGCAACAAGAAGCCUUGUGACACGCUGAAGAUAGGCAAUAACCUGAAUUCUGAAGGUUUCGGCAUAGGUACACCUGUAGGAUCAGAUUUGAGAGACAUCUUGAAUCUGCGAGUGCUAGAGUUCCGUGAGAACGGGAACUUGGCCAAAUGGGAGAAGUUCUGGUUUGACCGGGGUGAAUGCCCUCAGUACACCUCAAAAUCGGACAGUGCACAAAGUGCCUUGACCUUGGCCAACGUGGCGGGUAUCUUCUAUAUUCUGAUUGGCGGGCUCGUCAUCGCCGUCAUUUCCGCCGCCAUCGAGUUCGUCUACAAGGCUAAGAUGGACGCCCACAAGUCGAGGACGUCACUGGGCACAUCCAUGAGGACAAAAGCCAGAUUGUCGCUGAAAGGUUCUAACGAUAUUGAUAAGAGAUCCUCCAACGGAACAAGGCGGCGAUCUACGAACUCUUUAACGUACUCGUACACUGGACCCGUCAACGUGACCGAUGGAGACCACACAUUUUAUGACGCGAACACACACACCGAGGUUUGA
This is a messenger RNA of Physella acuta, 2781 nucleotides long. Its product is annotated as glutamate receptor. The record is from RefSeq and is a predicted model, not a curated record. Gene Ontology annotation, biological process: monoatomic ion transport. Gene Ontology annotation, cellular component: membrane. Gene Ontology annotation, molecular function: signaling receptor activity; ligand-gated monoatomic ion channel activity. Lineage: Eukaryota; Metazoa; Mollusca; Gastropoda; Physidae.